Molecule: messenger RNA, 1701 nt
Organism: Ophidiomyces ophidiicola
Lineage: Eukaryota; Fungi; Ascomycota; Eurotiomycetes; Onygenales; Onygenaceae
Exons: 5
Coding region: 1-1701 (566 amino acids)
Molecular function (GO): protein binding
Source: RefSeq, a predicted model, not a curated record
AUGUCGAAUGCCACCGUUCUGUCACUCCCCAACGAAAUUAUCGAUAAUAUAUUAUGGAAUCUUGAAACUGAUGCCCUAUUAAACAUAUGUUAUUCUUGCAAAAGGCUGUAUAUAUUAGCCAAGAAACACAUUCACCGAGAGAUCACUCUCUGUCCUCUUAGAACCCGCUCCCUCCUUAGUUUCAUUUCAAAUAUAGAAUCUCUUUCUCUCAAUCCUUUCCUGUUCAUCAGACACCUUACCUUCGAACCCUCAGGUCCCACCAAGCCAGCUUGCUUCCAUUUUGGCGGCACGCGUAGGGGAUACUUCCAUAGUGACAUCGGGCUGAUUCUUGGACUGCUUCAUCAUCUUAAAACCCUUAGGUGGACCCACCGCAGUUGUUUACCACAUGCGAUAUUGGAUCUUUCAUACUCGGCACGACCCGUUGUUUCUGGAGUAGAGACACUCAUAAUCAAGGGAAACCCUAAUUGUACGACUUCAACACUAGGUGUUAUUCGUAAAGAUGAAAUCAGCUUUUCGAAACUUCGUCGCUUGUCUUGGACGGGCAUUCGUAAUGAAAAUGAAAUCCGAAGACUUGCAACAUUCCUUAAAGAUUCUAGCUCUACUCUGUCGGCUUUUGAGUCGGAUUUCGAUUUCCCAAGUUUCAGUUUAGCGGUAGAAGGCUAUACAACGGUUGACCCUUUCUUUUUAUUGGAGAUUCAUAAGGAUGAUAAGAAAUGCAUAUUUCCUGUUCUGGAAGAGUUGAGUCUGUGCUCAUUUCCACGCUCUUUUGAACAACUUCUAUAUCUACAUGCAUUCAAUUUUAGCAGUCUCCGAAGGCUAAAGCUGCAACAAACUGAAGAUACAGCAAGGCUAUUUGGAAACAUUCUUGAAGCUGACAUUCCAAUCCGUCUAAAGGAGUUUGAAUAUGGCUUUGGUCGGAAAAAUAUCAACAUAGAUGAUAGUGGGAUCAAAACAUCUUUAUGGAAGUUUCUUGCGUCCUUUGAAGGGCUUGAAAAAUUAUAUAUCGCUGUUCAAAAUUCACAGUGGAACAUUUGCUCUCUCAUGCAAGGCAUUGCCAGGCAUCGAACUUCUCUCCAGGAACUGGCGUUUCUGGAUGAUGAUACUCCAGUUGUUUACAACAAUAGUAGGCUGUUUGCGCUCCUACUAUUGUCAUGUUCUGUUGAUUUGAAAUGCCUUAAAAUUUUAGCUUCAUUGGUAUUAAAGAGGACCAGCCACCUUCCUGAAAUAGCUGCAAGUCAAUCGAAGCUCAGAGUAUUGCAUUUGGAGAUACCAUUUCUUAAUCGACAGUUUGCCAGUUCCAUCAUGCAAAGCCUAACACUCCUUGUUCAGAAUCCUCAACUUCGGUGGAAACAGCGAAGUAUCUUACAUAACCAGGGUUACUAUCCUAUUUUGUCCCUUUCGAUAGACCGUAUCAUUUGCUUUGUACGAUGGGCAUUUGGACCUGACGGAUUUCGAAGCCUUGAGUUUUUGACAAUUGGCAAUUUAAGUUUCUCGUCAAAACGCUUAGAGACCAUGUUGGUUUUCAGAAGGCCAAAGGAUGUAGUUGUCAUAGGGAAAGAAUGGACAACUGUCGCCGUGUAUCCGUCUGUGGCUGCUUUCCAGGAACUCAGUGACGACCAGCAGACACUGGAACGAUUGAGCAGGUACACCGGCUUCUGGAAAUGCCUAAGUGCAGGGGAGGCGGGUAGCUUCUGUGAUUAG